This is a messenger RNA of Diospyros lotus (date-plum), 1696 nucleotides long. RefSeq names its product probable glycosyltransferase At5g03795. NCBI's taxonomy places the organism in Eukaryota, Viridiplantae, Streptophyta, Magnoliopsida, Ericales, Ebenaceae. Bases 99 to 1562 code for a protein of 487 amino acids. The transcript has 3 exons. The record is from RefSeq and is a predicted model, not a curated record. Gene Ontology annotation, molecular function: glycosyltransferase activity.
UAUAUAUAUAUAUAUAUAUAUAUAACCAACUUAACAUCUCUCGUGUUAUAUAUAACCAGCUUAGCAUCUCUCUCUCUCUCUCUCUCUCUCUCUCUCUCAUGGCAGCUUCAGUGUUCAUCGUAAAUUUCAUCUGCCGUCCACGGCCGUCGGAUUCAUUGAGAGGGCGGCUCUUCUUCGCGCCCACCAUCUUAGCUUUCCUUACCUCUCUUUUCAUCUUCUACUACAUCUCUUCAACCUCGAGACUGCUGGUUCCUUUACACAGUUACCGUCUUCACCGUCUUCAUCACGUAAAGCCGCCAGUUAAUGAUUCUCCCAACAAACCAAUCGUCCGAAUUUCACUUCCCAAACCCAGUGCGGUUCACGAAUAUCAAAUCUUCAACCUUUCCAGGCCGGAAAUUCGUGAAGCCCCUCCCCUGGUGAAUCCAAGUCAAGCCUUCCCAAAUGAUCAAUCGUCAAAACCAGUUCCAAUAUUGGGCUCUUUCGGAAACCAUGGAAAUUACGAGGGGGAGGAGGAGAAUGAGGUGUUCCACGACAGAGCUGUGUUUCUGGAGAACUACAUGGCAAUGAACCGGAGCUUCAAGAUAUACGUUUAUCCCCACAGGCAAGACGACCCCUUCGCAAACGUGCUGCUGCCAGUGGCCGGCGAACCAGGGGGUAACUACGCUAGCGAAAGCUACUUCAAGAAGUCUCUGUUCAAGAGCCAUUUCAUCACCAAGGAUCCCUCCAAAGCCGACUUCUUCUUCCUGCCAUUCUCCAUUGCCAGCAUGCGCAACGACAAGAGAAUCGGAGUGGGGGGCAUCCAGAAUUUCGUGAGAGAUUACAUGCACAACAUUACUCACCACUACCCUUACUGGAACCGCUCCGGCGGGGCCGACCAUUUCUAUGUUGCUUGCCAUUCCAUCGGGAAGGUAGCCAUGGACAAGGCAGCCCAAGUCAAUGCCAAUGCCGUUCAGGUCGUCUGCUCUUCCAACUACUUUGUGUAUGGCUAUGUUCCCCACAAAGAUGUCUCCUUGCCACAGAUCUGGCCGCGGCAAGGAGAUUACCCACAACUGGUUCAAGCAUCACAAAGGAAGAGGCUUGCCUUCUUUGCGGGAGCCAUCAACUGCCCGGUACGCAAAGAGCUGGUUCAAGUAUGGAGGAACGACGAAGAGAUCUUCGCGCACUCCGGGCGGCUGAAAACGCCGUACUCGACGGAGCUGCUGAGGAGCAAGUUCUGCCUGCACGUGAAAGGCUUCGAGGUGAACACGGCCCGGAUCGGGGACGCACUCUACUACGGCUGCGUCCCCGUGGUGUUGGCCGACCACUAUGAUCUCCCAUUUGCCGACAUAUUGAACUGGAAGAGCUUCUCGGUGGUGGUUGCCACCGCCGACAUUCCACGGCUGAAGGAAAUCCUUCAAGGGAUUGGCCCCGAAGAAUACUCCAGGUUGCAGAGUAAUGUGCUCAAGGCCAGGACUCACUUCCAGUGGCACGCUUCUCCUUCCCCGGUUGAGUUUGAUGCUUUUCACAUGGUCAUCUAUGAGUUAUGGCUCAGAAGAAGCUAUGUCAGGGUUCCUACCUUUUAAUGAUCUUUCAGAGUCUUCAAUACUCAAUUUGUAUAGGUUUCUUCAUUAGUAAUUUUUUUUUACACGUAUAGCUAAGAUACAAUUUUGGACUUUGUUGAUAUUCCAAAUCGUAGUUGAGAAUAGAAAUAAAACAA